Molecule: messenger RNA, 3507 nt
Organism: Eublepharis macularius
Lineage: Eukaryota; Metazoa; Chordata; Lepidosauria; Squamata; Eublepharidae
Gene: WDFY1
Product: WD repeat and FYVE domain containing 1
Exons: 12
Coding region: 88-1320 (410 amino acids)
Molecular function (GO): protein binding; metal ion binding
Source: RefSeq, a predicted model, not a curated record
UGGCCGGGCGCUGAGUCCUUCCGGAGGCUCCGCUGGCCCCGCUGUUCCGGGCAGCCCUCCCCGCCUGCCUCCCCGCUCCCCCGCGCCAUGGCGGCCGAGAUCCACUCGCGGCCUCAGAGCAGCCGGCCCGUCCUGCUGAGUAAGAUCGAGGGGCACCAAGACGUGGUCAGCGCCGCCCUCCUCAUCCCCAAGGAGGACGGCAUCAUCACCGCCAGCGAGGACAGGACAAUUCGAGUUUGGCUGAAGAGGGAUAGUGGGCAGUACUGGCCUAGCAUUUACCACACCAUGUCAUCUCCCUGUUCUGCUAUGGCAUACCAUCAUGACAGCAGACGAAUAUUUGUAGGCCAAGACAAUGGAGCCAUUAUGGAGUUUCAUAUCUCGGAAGACUUUAAUAAGAUGAGCUUCGUCAAGACCUACCCAGCUCAUCAGAAUCGAGUGUCUUCUGUUAUCUUCUGCUUCGAAGCUGAGUGGGUUAUCAGCACUGGCCAUGAUAAAUGUGUCAGCUGGAUGUGUACCAGGAGUGGAAACAUGCUGGGAAGACAUUAUUUCACCUCCUGGGCCUCUUGCCUACAAUAUGACUUUGAAACCCAGCACGCCUUUGUCGGUGACUAUUCUGGGCAGAUAACGCUGCUGAAGUUGGAGCAGAACACGUGCUCAGUUAUUACCACUCUCAAGGGCCACGAAGGGAGUAUUGCUUCCCUUUGGUGGGAUCCUGCUCAGCGGUUACUCUUCUCUGGAGCAUCUGACCACAGCAUCAUCAUGUGGGAUAUUGGUGGAAGGAAAGGCCGGACGCUGCUGCUUCAAGGGCAUCAUGACAAGGUACAGGCCCUUUGUUACAUCCAGUUCACACGACAACUGGUUUCCUGUUCCGCUGAUGGAGGGAUUGCAGUUUGGAAUAUGGAUGUUACCAGAGAAGAGGCCCCUCAAUGGCUGGAAAGUGAUUCUUGUCAGAAAUGUGAACAGCCUUUCUUCUGGAAUAUAAAGCAGAUGUGGGACACCAAGACCUUGGGGUUGAGACAGCAUCACUGCCGGAAAUGUGGCCAGGCAGUGUGUGGCAAGUGCAGCACGAAGCGCUCCAGCUAUCCCAUCAUGGGCUUUGAAUUCCAGGUCCGGGUCUGUGACUCUUGUUUUGAUUCAAUCAAAGAUGAAGAUCGUACUUCUUUGGCAACUUUUCAUGAAGGAAAACAUAAUAUUUCCCACAUGGCCAUGGAUAUCUCGAGGGGACUUAUGGUGACGUGCGGAAGUGAUCGUGUAGUAAAGAUAUGGGACAUGACACCUGUAGUGGGUUGCAGCCUCGCAACCGGCUUUAGCCCCCGUUGAUGCCUGCCGGCCAGGAUAAGUGCACCUCAUGUACCAAAUGGAUGAACCUCCUUCUAUGUCUUUUGAUACAAAAAUACUGGCUGCUUGACUGAAUGAACGCUGUUCCCCCCCCUCCCAAUGGACAGAGUGACUCCUUUUUUUUGUGGAGCCAAAUCCUUCUUUAGUGCUUACGGGAAGUGGUGGUGGAUGAGGAACUGCCAAGUUCACACCCUAUGGAACGAACACAGAAGAGGCUGCAAGGUCAGCAGGAACCCUGGCCUCAAAGGACUUCUGGUGACAUGACUCACUUGUAGUGUUCAGUGUGAUUUUUCUCUGCUGAAAUAUAUUGCACAGUGGCUGAGGGUUAAAAUGAGAGUAGUGACAAAAAACCCCGGUGCGUAUCGUAGUAACUUAUUCUCCAUCCUAGUGAAAUGUUGCUGUAGACUCAUUUGUCUUAUGAACAGCCGCUAUGACAGUUGCCUUGCAGGAACAUUAAAUGCAACUUUGAUAGAAGGAGGAAGGUCCCCCCCCCCCCAGCACAUCCCACAUACUGGAGAAUUGCAAGAGGGAUGAAUGUUAGUAGAGGUUAUGGGAGUAUUUUCUACAAAUGUAGUUGAUAAUCCUUUGUGAAAUUAGGGGUCUGUUUGGAUUUUUGAAACGACGUGAAAAUUAUCUUGAAACUAAUUUGAGCGGAUUUUUGUACCUGGUGCAAAGCACUAAAACAUAAUGCUUUCUUCCAUAACAAUAAAAACAAACUGACAUGUCUGUACCAAUCAAGAUCCUUCAAAUUAGAAGGAAUGUUUCUUGUUGUGUUGUAGUGUUUGCUGUUUAUCACCAGGGGUCCCUAGUAAAUAACAAAAUGUCUUUCAGAUCCUGUUAAUUUAUCUUGGGAAAUCAUCAUGACUAGUGUUGUUGUGUACUAUGUGAAAACUCCUCAAGAAGCAAGUGUUAAUCCUCAUUUUAUUCUUGUUUUUGGGAUAUGUGUACUCGGAAUUUAUCUGAAGGGUGACAUUUAUAUGAGUUUGUCACGGGUCAGUGUUGCAUGCUACAGUCUUCUGAAAUGUUGGUUUCCUGAUCAUUGAUGGAGACUUCAGAAAAAAAUACAAUUGUUGCUAAACAUCUGAGAUAACAGAAAUCUCAGUUGUGGGACAGAGGUAAAGGAGCAGUGAAGGAAUGAUCAAGGAGGAGUACAAUAUUCCAGCAGCAAUGCCUGUAUAAAUCACUGAAGAAUAGCACAAUCUGAAUGGAGAAUAUACCUCUUCUCUAUGAUUUUGAUAUAGUUAAAAAGCUUAGAAAGGUAACCCCAUUGAACUAGUAAACUUGUCCUACUUAAUGCCUUAUCGGGAUUGCCGUAGUGGAAGUGAAGCUUCAGGUUUCACUGGGAUGGUUUGAAAGAGGAAUCAUUUCACCUCAGUGCCCAGAGAGAAACUUUACCAUAGCUGCAAAUCUUCAUCCGUCUUAUAAAAACACUACUGUGACUUGAAGAUGUUAGUAUCCUUUCUGAAGUAGAAAUUAUCGUGCACAUUUCCUCAUGUUCAGUCUUCACAAGUUGGCCUAACUAGCUAGUAGCAGGCAAGCACCCCGGCUGCUAAUUUUGUCUUCUCUCCUCACACAUACACUGUUUAUCUGAUGACUUAGCUUCCUAAUGGUUAGUGGUGUAAACUGCAGAAUAAUAGCUUCUACCUCCUUGGCAAUUCCAUUUAUAAUCUUCCCUCAGUCUUUUGCCAGAGGAUGCUGAAUUUGCUUCAUGGCUGAGGAAUAUAUAUUUUUUGUAGCAAAGAGAAUUAACAUUAGUAGCAUUAGUGUCAGCUAGUAUAUAUACAGAAUUUUUGUCAGUAAAACAUCAGUUUGUUCAUACGUUUGUAAGCCUUGAAGUUUUCCAAGUGAGUCAGAGAAGACUCUGCUCAAGACUAUGUUUGUUGCUGGUAUAGAAAAUGGGGAGGGGGGAAUUCUACCGAGCAUUGUAACAAUAACUGUCUCAGUAACUUUGAAUGUGCAGCUACUUAAACUUGGAUUUACCCCAUUUUCCCACAAAGCUUUUCUUCAGUGGGGAGCAAAAAGCACUAAUGUAUUUCUGGCUGGUAGUAGCUGUGUUCAUGUGAAAUUCUGUAUCCUUUGUUAUCUGAGAUUCUGUUGUUGCUGUCCAUGUCUUUAUAUAAAAAAAAUGUUUGCGUAUUGUACAAUUAAAAAACAACUAUUUCCUGAUAA